AUGUGCUAUGCUCUUUCUGAGAUAGUCACUUGGGGCAUAGCUUCGGUAAUGAGUCGACUAAUGGGAUACAAACUUCAUCGCUUCCGUGCUCCCAUAUCCCGUGCUCCCCGUGGACAUGACCAUCCGGAUGUAUUUCUCGGUCGACGUCGACAUUGUGUAGAGGUCGGAGGUCGGCUUUUCUUCUAUUCCCUAAAAUCCCGGUUGGUACGUUCGACCGUCAUCGUCGCCGUGGCUUGUAGUGGGUUCUAUUGGCUCAUCGGUUUAGAACAAGGUGGAAAGGCUUUAUAUAAGCUCGGUCCUGUCGCCUUAGGAUCAUAG
This is a messenger RNA of Tremella mesenterica DSM 1558, 318 nucleotides long. RefSeq lists its product as uncharacterized. Bases 1 to 318 code for a protein of 105 amino acids. NCBI's taxonomy places the organism in Eukaryota, Fungi, Basidiomycota, Tremellomycetes, Tremellales, Tremellaceae. The transcript is spliced from 3 exons. The record is from RefSeq and is a predicted model, not a curated record.